Molecule: messenger RNA, 942 nt
Organism: Cyprinus carpio (common carp)
Lineage: Eukaryota; Metazoa; Chordata; Actinopteri; Cypriniformes; Cyprinidae
Cellular component (GO): membrane
Source: RefSeq, a predicted model, not a curated record
CUCACCUCCCAUUUGCUGACUGCCUUCAUCAGUACAGACAAGCCUGCACCAGAAGUACAUCUCAGCAGAGCACAAGGCAAAGGAAAUUUAAAUCAAAAUCCAAUAAUCUGAACAAUGGAUCCCAGCCAGUCUUUUAAUCAGCCUCCAGGGGCCUGGAAUUCAUCUGAAAAAUCAGCGAUGUUGUAUCCUUCAGCACCACCACCAUACCAGGCCAAUCCUGCUGGAUAUCCUCCCUCCUUUCCAAGCCAGCCAUUCCCCCAAGGCCCCUAUGCCCAGGGGCCGUAUCCAGGACAGCCUGUGGUUGCUGUACAGCCUGCAGUUUUUGUGACCGCCGCUCCACUGGCUAGUCAAGUGCCAGAUUACUUGGGUUACUCUAUUUUUACCAUGCUGUGCUGCUUUUGGCCUCUGGGUAUUGCUGCACUUAUUUUCUCCUGCUCUACUCGAAAUGCCAACUUCUCAGGACAGCGAGAAUUAGCAGGGAAGAACUCCAAAACGGCGCUCAACCUGAAUCAUGCUGCCCUUGGUACUGGCCUUAUUAUCAUUGUACUGCUCAUUAUUGUCAAUAUUGUGUUUUGAGUUGACAAAAUUCUCUGCAUUGUAAACGCUGUUUGCUCAACGUGUCAUUAUAGCCUACUUACAACAAAUGCUUUAAGGCAGAUUAUUGUAUGUUUAGACUUUUUUGUGCAUCUGUGCUGAUUUGAGCUUUUUUACAUAAUGUUUUAUUAUGUAAGUACAUGUACUGACAUAAAAUAUAUUCACUGACUAUAUCUUUCAAAUGACUGUACAUGAAUUAUUUUCUUACUCAAACACAACCACUAUUAAAACUCUUUAUGUACACAUAAUUUUGUCAGAACUGUUAAACUUAAGUUCAGAACCUCAAACAAACAAAUGGCUAAAUAUCUAUGCAUUUGCACAGUAAUAAAAAAUGAAAUACUUUCAAAA